AUGGCUCAUAUUCAAUUUAUAGAUGAAUUGGUGCGUGAAUAUUUACUUUUUCGUGGUUUUACGUCGACUGUGAAAGCUUUUGACAAUGAUUUGAAGGUUGAUAAAGACAAGGGAUUUAGAGUAGAUAAAAUUGUAGAGCAAAUAGUACAUUACGUUAAUGUUUCGGACCUAAAUGGUUUAAAGGAAUACUGGUCGCAUCUAGACAGCAUCGUAUUUUCAAAAUUAGAGAUACAUGUGCAACCAGCUGUCCGUAAAAUAGAAUAUAGUCUUUACAAAUUAUACUUAGUUACUGCAGCUCAGAGUGCUGGAGGAGUGAGAAAUGAAAAAGUGUCGGAAUUUCUGUCUAAAAUGUUACCUGAGCUGCAGGGUCAAAAUGAGUGGAGAGACUGGUUUAUGUUACCAUACAUUCAAAAACCUGAAGAAAACCCAUCAUUCAGUUUGUACUUCACACGAGCUUGGCAAGACAGUGUGCUUGUGUCCCUCCAUAACCUCUUGGCAACUGUGUUCCAAUGUAUGCCUCAACCUACCUUAACAAGCUAUGAGAGUGAUGCAGCACUAGUGAAGAGAUUGCAGGAUGAAAUUAACGCCUUGAGAGGCAAGACGCAACAGUCCACUGAAAAAACUUCACCAAUCGGCCACCAGUCCCGAUUAGCUCAGUACUCCGAACGCCUCAGUGGGCCUUUGCCCCUGGUCGACGACUUCUGUGCUGUCCCAUCGGAACAACUCGAUAGUGGGCUUCGGGAAGCCCGAGGCUUACGAGGUCUCCUAAGACAGAUGGGAGGAAGCCCUGUUAUGGGUAGGAAGGCUGCAAGGUCGCAAAGUCAAAACUGA
Molecule: messenger RNA, 831 nt
Organism: Parnassius mnemosyne (clouded apollo)
Lineage: Eukaryota; Metazoa; Arthropoda; Insecta; Lepidoptera; Papilionidae
Source: the annotation of a GenBank genome assembly